Messenger RNA from Pomacea canaliculata, 2929 nucleotides. RefSeq names its product ATP-binding cassette sub-family G member 5-like. The record is from RefSeq and is a predicted model, not a curated record. Gene Ontology annotation, molecular function: ATP hydrolysis activity; ABC-type transporter activity; ATP binding. NCBI's taxonomy places the organism in Eukaryota, Metazoa, Mollusca, Gastropoda, Architaenioglossa, Ampullariidae. Gene Ontology annotation, cellular component: plasma membrane. Gene Ontology annotation, biological process: cholesterol homeostasis.
AGGUGAGAGGUCAGAGUUACUUUUUCACAUUUGCAUGACAUCGUGUGAUGCCUCGAUCAAUCCUAUUUCAUUGUUCUUCUGUUAAUGCUCGUCACCAUCGAUGAGAGUUUUUUAGUGUUUGUGCACGACAGUGUAGAGAAGGAAACUGUUUCUGAACACAAACCAAGCUAGGAAGGUACACUAUCAUUACCUACAGAUAAAAGGUGAUUGGCGGCGCUCUUUCAAGGCGAACAUAUCGCCACCUGUCACGUGGUCCAACAAAAGAGCAACAAAUCCAAAGGUCAGGGCGGGGAGAAACAACUUUUGAAACCUAGUUAAAACAGUGUGUUAGCUAUACACCUGACAGUCUGGAUAACACCUGUACCUAUUUUCUCUCAUCACAUCAGUCGUCAAAAAGCUACAUCGUAUCGUUUCCAUGGAUACCAGCACACUACAGGGGGUGUUCAUGACUCCUCCAUCCUCCCCUCUGCCCACGGAAGAGACGAGGAAAUCUCCGGCACUGGCCAUCAGCGACCUCAACUACUACGUCCAAUACCGUUCCGCCCCCUGGUGGCGAGGGGCCUGCUUCCGAAAGGCGCACGUAAAGCACGUGCUGAAUCACGUGAACCUGGCACUUCCGGCCGGCAGCUUGACGGCGCUGGUGGGAAGUUCAGGUUCCGGGAAAACCUCUCUUCUUGACGUCAUCGCCUUUCGAGCGGCUGGUGACGUCACUGGCAGGAUCAUGUACAACGGGCUGAGGUGCACGAGUGAGAUGAUGCGUCACCAGUGUAGCUACGUCAUCCAGGCUGACAGGCUGCUUCCCAACUUGAGCGUGAGAGAAACACUGAUGUACACAGCUUACCUCAAGCUUCCUGGAGACACGACCAGAGAACAGAUACAAGAAAAGGUAGAGGCUGUGAUUGCUCAGAUGGGCCUGCGCGUCGUCGCCGACUCGAGGAUAGGUGGCGCUGUUGUACGUGGCAUUUCCGGUGGCGAAAAAAGGCGUGUUACUAUCGCCAUCCAGCUGCUGCAGGACCCCGACAUUCUUCUCCUGGACGAGCCAACGACAGGCCUCGACAGCUUCACAGCCCGCCACCUGGUGGCCAGUUUGCAGCAACUGGCCCGGCAGGGGAAGCUAGUAGUGGUGUCCAUUCACCAGCCUCGGUCUGACAUUGCCCGCCUUAUUGACCACAUCGUCCUGCUGAGUCAGGGUCAGGUGGUCUUCAACGGGCCUUCCACACAGCUUGUGCCCUACUUCACAGAACUGGGAUACCCAUGUCCAAGAUACACCAAUCCUCUUGACACCUACAUGGAUGUCAUGGGCAUAGACAGACGAGACGGCGAGCGCAUGCUGGCAUCGUCACAGCGCGUGCAGGAACUGAUCGAAGCUUACCAGGAGUCGGAGCUUUUGAAGUCCACCAAGAAGACAGUGGCGCGUGAAAUGAGCGGACCUGUGGGCCACGUCAGUCCUCGAAACGGUGCCACCUCCCCGGGGUGGGGUCGCAUCUUCAGCACAGUCCUGAAUCGUUUGACUCUCAACCUUUACCGCGACAAGAUGGCCUUCAUCAACCGCUUUAUCUUACUGCCAGCCUUUGUACCCUUCAUCCUCAUCUUCCUCGGCCGUCUCCAGAACAAUCAGCGAUCCAUCCAAGACCGCCUCGGCCUUCUGUACCAGAGCGUCCAGGUUCCACCCUAUGUGGGCAUCCUCAAUGCCCUGGCUCUGUUUCCAGCGUUGAGAAACCAUUUUUACCGGGAAGGACUUGACGGGUUGUACUCCUCGGCGACCUUUCUGCUGGCCUACACCAUCCACAUCGUUCCUUUCGUCGCCGUGGCUAGCGUCCUCUUCUCCGCCUUUCUGUAUUGGGUGACAGGUAUGAGCGCGGACGCGGACAAGUUCGCUAUUCACAUCGCUGUGGUCUUCGUGCUGCACCUUGUGGGCGAGCUGCUGACGGUGGCGAUGAUGGGGGUCUUCCGCAACCCACAGCUGGCCAACACCACCACCGCGCUCAUCUUCACGGCUUCCGGUCUGGUGGCUUCUGGCUUUCUCAGGGCCAGCCAGAACAUGGUCAGCAUUCUACAGUUGCUGAGCUGGGUGUCCGUGCAUAAGUAUUCCAGCGAGAUUCUCGUGGUCAACGAGUUUCAUCAGCUCAACCUCACCUGCAAUGACGCAAUUCAAGGUGUGCCCUGCGUACCCAACGGAGAUGUGUUUCUGGAUGCCAACUACCCAGGAGCCGUGGAUCAGGUCCAGCGCAACAUCGAGAUUCUCAUCGCCUUCCUCGGGGGACACAUACUCGUGGCCAUCGUCUGCUUCAAAGUCGUGGGCUUGAGGAUAUUGCAGUAAAUACUCGAAGGGGACAUGAAACCAGCAAACUUUUCAGAAAAACUGCUUGAUUCGCAAGAGUCUAUCCAUUUCCUGAAACCUCAUUCUUAGAUGUCCAUAAAAUAAGAUACAAAAUGUAGAAACUCGCUCUACAUGUUCUACAGAAAUCCACCGUCUAGUCGCCAUCUUUCUCGAAAAGCGUAUGAUGUGAUCUUUCCUUGGUGACACUGGCUGCUCUCUCUCUCUCUGUACAUGAUGGGAAAGCUUGUGUUAAUGGAAGGACUGAACAAAAUGACAGCUUGUUGGAGCAGUCUCGGACUGUGUUCCUAACAGGCUCGAUUCAACCACUGCUCUACCCAACAGCCCACGCGGAGGGAGGACGUUCAUACGAUGAUGACAGUCUGAUGGCGGCACGGCAUUCUUGCGUGACUAUGUAUAGUUUGAAAUGUGUGUAAUUGUUCUUGACAUUGACUCUAAAUUAUGUUUGAUAGGACGAUCAGUAAAGACACUAAAUGAUACUCCUUUAAUGUGAUAAUAGCUUGUUAGAUGCAUAAAACGACAAAAGGAUAAUCUGAAAAAUAAUGAUGAACUGCAAAUAAAAGGAUUACUAAGAACACUGGGUGAAGUAAC